Ostrea edulis (European flat oyster) is the source of this 1697-nucleotide messenger RNA. Its product is annotated as ADP-ribose glycohydrolase OARD1-like. Lineage: Eukaryota; Metazoa; Mollusca; Bivalvia; Ostreida; Ostreidae. Gene Ontology annotation, biological process: peptidyl-glutamate ADP-deribosylation. Bases 123 to 578 code for a protein of 151 amino acids. The transcript has 4 exons. The record is from RefSeq and is a predicted model, not a curated record.
UGUUAUCGAUCUCGUAAAGAAGAGGAUACAUACCGGGAACUCGUGUUUACAAUCUGUCUACUUCUACCAGUCAGUGUCCUACAUCAUCACUAGGCCUAUGCCUGGUGAUACAGACUUACAACAUGGCCUCAGGCAAUUCCACUAAAGAGGGUUUUCAGCUGGAGGAGAAGACGGGGGACCUGUUCACUUGUCCAGCCACUUCCUCACUUGCCCACUGUAUUAGUCAGGACGUAAGGAUGGGCAAAGGAAUAGCUGUUCCGUUUAAGAAGAAAUUUGGCGGUGUUGAAGAAAUUAAAAAGCAAGGGGUCAAGCCUGGUGGAGUAGCUGUCCUGAAGAGAGAUGGACGAUUUAUAUACUACCUUAUCACUAAAGUGAAAUACAGUGACAAACCAACAUACGACUCUCUCAGAGCUAGCCUGGAGGCGAUGAAGGACCACUGCUUAAAACAUAACGUAAAAACUGUAGCUAUGCCUAGAAUUGGAUGUGGCCUGGACUUACUCAAGUGGGAAGAGGUGUCAAUAAUUUUAGUAGAGACCUUUCAUGAUACGGAUAUUUGUAUUACCGUCUACAGUUUGUGAAUUCGAGUCGUGCAGAGUGAAUAGAAUACAUAUGGCUGGGUAAUGCUUACAUGAAAUCAUUUCAAAUGGAAAGUGAAUUUAUGUCGAUGAUGUUGCAUUGAAUAUUGAUUUUUGUACAUAUGAUCAUUUAUGAGACAAUCUCUCUCUCUCUCUCCCUCUCUCUCUCUUGUUUUUUGAUGUUAUAGCAUAAAGUAUUGUAUAUUGACCUUGUUUACGGAGAUGUUCCUUUUUUUUUUUCUUGGCGAAGAUUAAGGCACAUUAUUAAGGUCAAUAACAUCCCUUUAACUUUCAAUGUGAUUUGUUCAACGAUUUCAUUGAUAUUUAAAGUGUUAAUGAGUAUAUUCCAGCAUUACUUCCAUGCAUCAAGAUAGUGUGCCGGAAGCCUACAAAAAGCCCUACCUUUCAUGGUUACUGUUUGUAGAUCGGCAGGAAUUCGGAUCUGGUUCAAAUCUUGAUUACGUGACGGAAUGUCACAUGUCCUCUCUUGUGCCUAAGAGAAGUGAGGAAAGUUUAACACCAGAAACUAUCUCCAGAUAGAUAAAAAUAACACUAGUUUUUGGUCCUCCUCAGUCGACAAUUUUAUCGACUUUCAUUUUCAAACUGUCAUCGUCUGUGAUUCUAAUAAUUUUGUGUUUAAUGGAACUCACAUGUAACUCAAUGUCUUAAACUUCCCUAAAUAUAUUGUACUUAUCGUUUUUUUAAUCGGGGAGGAGGUUAGAAAUUUUGACUGGUGUUUCUGGGGAUAGUGUGUUUCAAUCCUUAUUUGCUUUUCCUGGACAGUAUGCAUUUCUUUCAUUUUUAUCUUUUCUUUCAUUCUUAUCUUUUCUUUCAUUCUUAUCUUUUCUUUCAUUCUUAUGUUUUCUUUCACAAUUAAUGUAUACUCUUACAAGUUGAAAGAACAACUUACAGAUACAUUUAUUGUGUUCAUUUUUCAGCUAAUAUUUUGUUCUUUUUAUAUGAUGUAAUCAAUCAUGCAAAAAAAGGUUGUUUGUUUUCGAGGGUUUUCUCUCUCUCUCUCUCUCUCUCUCUCUCUCUCUCUCUCUCUCUAUUUCAAGCUUGAUCCAACAAAUUGAUGUCAUGAAUAUACAUGUAUUACGUAAUUAUAAAUCAUUCACAUAA